Messenger RNA from Triticum dicoccoides, 1170 nucleotides. RefSeq lists its product as uncharacterized. Gene Ontology annotation, cellular component: small ribosomal subunit; ribosome. The coding region runs from base 55 to 966 and encodes 303 amino acids. NCBI's taxonomy places the organism in Eukaryota, Viridiplantae, Streptophyta, Magnoliopsida, Poales, Poaceae. The transcript has 5 exons. Gene Ontology annotation, molecular function: structural constituent of ribosome; small ribosomal subunit rRNA binding. The record is from RefSeq and is a predicted model, not a curated record. Gene Ontology annotation, biological process: translation.
AGACCAAAACCCCCGCGAGAACCUUCCUCCUCUUCUCACCCGCGACCGUCGCUCAUGGAGGCCACCGCCGCGUCGUCGCGGCCUCUCUUCCUACUCGCGCCUUCGCCGCCGCUCGUCAGCACGGUGCGCCUCGCCCUUGGCGUGGGGAGGCGCCGGCUCGUGGCCGCGGGGGCCAGGAAGAAGAGGGGGCGGCAGGACGGGGAGGCCGGGGAGGAGAGGGUGGACGCGCACAGCUUCAACCCCAAGGCCGGCGAGGUCACCGGGCCGUUCCCCGAGGCCGUGCUUCUCAGAAAGAAAAAGGUGAAAGAGGACGGUGAAGCUUUGCCAGAAUUCGCGGAUGCCGAAGAAGAAAAGCUAUACGAGCUUCUUAACAUUCAGCUAGAGAGUGGUUUAAAUCUGCAAAGAAUGAGGCACUAUGAAGUUGUUUACCUCAUUCACGAGGACCGCGUAGAAGAAGUUGAAGAUGUUAUAUCAAAAGUACAAGACUUUAUCAGAGAGAAGAAAGGAAGGAUUUGGAGGGUGAACAACUGGGGACUGCGCAGACUUGCUUACAAGAUAAAGAAAGCAACACAUGCCAACUACAUCCUAAUGAACUUUGAGAUACAAGCACAAUCCAUAAACGAGUUCAAGACUCUGCUAGAUAAGGAUGAAAGAAUCAUUAGACACCUUGUGAUGAAACGAGAUGAGGCGAUUACUGAAGAUUGCCCUCCUCCACCAGAGUUCCAUGCAAUGCGAUCUCAACAGUUGGAUGACGAGUAUAUUGAUGAGGAAUAUGGGAGGGUGGACGAUGGGGAUGAUGAGGCUGAACUAGAGUCUUCUGGCAAUGUUGAUGAUGACGUUGAAGAUGGCGAUGAACCUGAAAUCAUUCUUGUUGAUGAAGUUGAUGAUGACAAUGCCGAAGACCUCAGAAGAAGAAAUAGGAAGGUGAAACUGGAGAAGUAUACGGCGGAGAAGGUCUUGAGGUAGCAUGCGUAUCUACUGUAUGGUUUAGUUCUUAUACAAAGGAACACUUGUACGACGAAGUAAUUACAUUAGGUGUUUUCCCUGUACCGGUGACCACUAUUACGAUGGUAGUAAUUAGUGAGAUAAGCUCAUCAGGUCUUCUCCCUAAAUCUUGAGCUGUUGUUGUUUUUCCAAAUUAUAUGGUAUGAUCAUUCCCUUGUAGAUGCA